Messenger RNA from Corylus avellana, 1336 nucleotides. Lineage: Eukaryota; Viridiplantae; Streptophyta; Magnoliopsida; Fagales; Betulaceae. The record is from RefSeq and is a predicted model, not a curated record.
AUGUCGGUGAUAGAUUUGCAAAUCUUUGCUGCACCACGUAUUACUCUGAAGCCCUUGGUUCCAAGCUUUCCUUGUUUUGCCAAUAUCUCUGUGUCUCUCAUGGACAAGCCACAUGUUGACUUUGGACUGAAGCUUCUUGGGGCUGAUCUUAUGUCAAUACCUGGCCUCUAUCGGUUUGUCCAGGAGCUUAUAAGGGAUCAGGUUGCGAAAAUGUAUCUAUGGCCCCAAACCCUGGAAGUGCCUAUUUUGGAUCCAGCAAAAGCUUUCAAGAGGCCGGUUGGACUUCUCAACGUCAAGGUUGUGAGGGCCAUGAAACUAAAGAAAAAAGAUAUUCUAGGUGCAUCAGACCCUUAUGUGAAACUAAAGCUCACUGAGGAUAAGCUUCCUGCAAAGAAGACCUCUGUGAAACACAAAAACCUAAACCCUGAAUGGAAUGAGGAGUUCACCGUUGUCGUUAAAGAUCCAGAAACACAGGCUUUAGAGUUUCGUGUUUAUGAUUGGGAGCAGGUUGGCAAACAUGAGAAGAUGGGUAUGAAUGUAGUCCCUUUGAAGGAACUCCCCCCUAACGAGCCAAAAGUUAUGACUUUGGACCUCCUUAAAAAUAUGGAUUUGAAUGAUGUUCAAAAUGAGAAGUCACGGGGGCAGCUUGUAGUUGAAUUAACAUACAACCCUUUCAAAGAGGAAGACAUACCAAAAGCUUUUGAAGAAACAAAUACACUACAGAAGGCUCCGGAUGGAACGCCUGCCAGUGGAGGUCUGCUUGUAGUUAUAGUUCACGAAGCUCAAGAUGUUGAAGGGAAGCACCACACUAAUCCAUUCGUACGGAUUCUUUUCAGAGGGGAGGAGAGAAAGACUAAGCAUAUUAAGAAGAACAGAGAUCCAAGAUGGGAAGAGGAGUUCUCGUUUAUGCUGGAUGAGCCUCCCGUUAAUGACAAAUUGCAUGUGGAGGUUCUCAGCAGCUCAUCAAGAAUAGGCCUGCUGCAUCCAAAGGAAUCUCUGGGGUAUGUUACUAUCAAUCUUUCAGAUGUUAUUUCCAACAAAAGAAUCAAUGAGAAGUACCAUCUUAUAGAUUCCAAGAAUGGACGUAUCCAGGUUGAGUUACAAUGGAGGACUUCAUGAGCAUGCUUUUUUUUUUAUUUUUUUUAUUUUUUUAUUUGUUUUGUUUUGGUUUUCACUUUGCUAGUUUGCUGAGUUUGAAUAGCACAUGACAGGGAAGACUUUUUUUUUUUGUCAUCUUUAUACUAUGUCAAUUUGUUUGUUUUUCAUGUACAUGAUUGUAAUAAUAACUACAAUUUCGAUUCAUAGUUUCAUUGAGACAUUGCUUUGCUUUUGUUUA